Cyprinodon variegatus (sheepshead minnow) is the source of this 3677-nucleotide messenger RNA. RefSeq names its product KIAA1211-like ortholog (gene cracdla). Lineage: Eukaryota; Metazoa; Chordata; Actinopteri; Cyprinodontiformes; Cyprinodontidae. The record is from RefSeq and is a predicted model, not a curated record. The coding region runs from base 174 to 3434 and encodes 1086 amino acids. The transcript has 12 exons.
UGUUUUUUUUCCACUUCCCUCGCUCCUUUGCCUCUGCUUCUGCAGAUGUGGACAAAUUUCAGCCUGAGGGUUAAACAUUAGGUCCGUCACACGGCUGAAACUCCAGCUGGAGAGGAGGACAAACAGGAGGGAAGUGAAGCCGAGCUGCUGGCUGGGUCGUUUGGCUCGGACAGAUGGAUUCUUUCUCUGGGGAUAAUGAAGAAAGCGCCGAGGAAAUUACAAAACGUAAAAGCUCCAAAAUCAAGUCUCUAAAAACCCGUUUCUUCAGGAGGGGUAAGAAAACGGGCUCAGAGGCCGAUGCCAAGCUCAGCCAGUCGGCCAGUGAUAUAACAGCUAGAAAAGUACUUGGUUCAGAUGAAGAUUUAGCCUCUCAGGGUACGAUGGGAUCCAGAGCAUUUUCCCACGACAGCAUCUUUCUGGCUGAUGAGGGCCUUUCAGACCCUGAUCCAGUCCGGCUUUCAUCUCAGGAGAAUGUUCACAGCAAAAUUAAAUCUCUGCAGAUGAAGUUGCAGCUGCAGAAAAUGCAUUUCGGGCCACCCCCCAUGGUUCUACCAAUCAGGAGUCCAGAGGAAACCGCUCACAAGUCGGAGCACCUGUCUUUCCAAAGCUGUAAUGAAACUUUGGAAGAGGAAAACUUCACAAAGACAAAAUCUCAGCCAACCUCUCCUCCAGUCUCACCCGUCUCCAGAUUUGCCCAAACAAGAUUUCAUCCCCCAAUUCAGUUUUCUUACUCUGCACCCAACUACUGCUCAACAACUGCUGCUGAGGCCCCGGUAGACUUCAGCGCACCAGCCAAAUUCACCGCCUCUUUGGAUACAUCUGCUGCGCGACACAGGAUGUCCAUCAAACCCAGAAACCAGAGGGCCACUUCUAAGAGGAAGCCGCCUUCUGGGAUUCAAUCUGGGUCCCUUUUGCAUGAUCUCAAAACCACUGAUUACUUUGAGCUUGUGCAAGAACAAGAACAAGAACAAGAACAGGAGGUUGUUGUUCAACCAGAGGAAACAAAGGAGAAAGAACAGGUCGAUCCUUUCCAACUUUCUCCUAUAGAAUUUGAAGAUGUGCCCCCAAUUUUAUCUGAAGUUGUACCCAAAUUACCCAGUCCAACUGUUAGCCUGCAGGACAAGGCCCUUCCUGAGACAGAAGCCCCCCCAGUUCUUCGAGUCAAGCCUUCCAGGCUUCUGGAUGUAUUGAACAGUAAACGGCCGCACUCGUCCUACAUUGAGUCCGAAAUAAAGGAGAAAAUUGUCAAAGAUUUGGAAAGCAAAGUAAUGCCCCAAAACAAGAGACAUACCUUUAUUACCAGUGUGACAGAACUCUCCUCUGACCAGAGCUCACCCUUCAGCUCAUUGUUUGAAACCAGGGCAUCUCCUGCUCAGCAGCAGCAUCUUCAAAAAGAAGAGGACGCCUCAACAAGGUUAAAGAGACCAUCCCCAGGAUCCGGCUCGUUGUAUUUGCCCAGAAACAGAGAGGGAGAAAGACCUCGAACUGGCAGCUUCACGGGAGUCCUAGAAAAGCCUGAAGCCAAGGCUAAAACAACUGAGGAAACAGAAGAGAAAAUCACGAGAGAAAAGGAGGAAGUAAAAAUUUUACAUCCUAUAGGAGACCCCUGUGCUGCAGAAAGAACGGACUCAUCUCCCCCAUGGGAGAGAUAUUUUAGCUUUAAAAAAAAAGAACCAGGGACACCAGUGAGAAACGCUACCUUAGACACCAGCCUGAUGGAGGCAGUGAGAGUGGAAAGCACCCAGGAGCUAGUGGAUGAAGCCGAGGAGGCAAAAGAGCUUCCAGAGAGUGAAAUAAAGACACCAUUCGGCGUUAAGCUUCGCUCCACAUCGAACUCUUUCAAGCAUCGUUCUGAAACAGCUUCUCAGCGCCAUUCGGCAACGUUUCUGUCCGAUGACCAAGACGAUACAAAGAAAACGUCGAACAUUUGCGAAAGUUCCAAUCAAAUGUCUGAAAAGCUACAUGCAAACAUCAGCUGCUCGCUCAAAUCAUCAGAUCAAGCUGCUUUUAGCGUCACCCUUCCAGCAAGGCAUAACACUUCAUUUGAAGAAAGUCCUCAAACCACCCCCACGGAAGUCCAGCCAACCUCCUCUAACCAAAGGGAAACUGAGCCCGCCCCCCUGGAGCCUCGGCCUAGCCCCCAAACGUCCUCACCUGAGACCUCCUGGAUAAGUCUGGCCAUGCAAAAGACAAGGAGCUUCCAACAUCUUUUUACCAGCAGAUUUCAAAGAGAUUUUACUGCCGCACCAACUACAGUUUGUCCUAAGAAUCAAGAAGAGACAACGCCUCAUAUGCAGAGUCAGGCUGUAAAGAUUCAACAAAACACAACACAGCUGCCGUUGGACCCAAUGAAGGACGAAUCAGUUCAAAGCGGUUGUCAAGAGCAGGCUGCCAAACCUUUAACAAGGGGGGGGUCAAAGAAGCUGACGCUGAUAUCUCAGUUUGAGUCAUACAGCUCUAAAGACUCUUCAAUGUGUCCACAAAUAAGCCAAGGUCAGACACAGCCUCAAUCAGACGCUCAGACCAGCCCCAGAACAACCCAGUCUCCCUCGCGCUCGUCUCCCCAAAUGGGUCUCUCAUCUCCAUUUACACGAGGGAAUGCACCACAUUCCUACUUGUCCUCAGUCCAGCAGGAAACCUCCUGGAGCAAUAGAGUUCUUCAACCUGUUGUCACCCAGCACAAACCCAUACAUUCAGCGCUGGAGUCAGAACCUGCAGUCACAUCGGCUGCAGCUCCUACUCUGGACUCUGCCUUGGAGAGAAGAGAGAGAGAAGGCAGUGUUCUAAAAGAGAGUCCUUCCCUCGUAAGCAAGCGGGUGCUGUGGACGGGAUCAGGGGUCGACAGAGCCCUCUUUCAGGAGAAACGAGGCGACUGUUCAAUGUCGCCGUUACUGAAGGAGUUGGAACAGAGGAAAACUCAAACACAAAUGCAGACCUUGGAGGACUCUGAUGCUUUGGCUACACUUUUCCCUUUAAGCAAAGAUACAGGGGAGAUUAGACAAGGGGCCAAAUCAGCAGAAUCAAGCCCCUUUAGGGUUUUAGAAAGGCCUCAUGAGGACAGAUGGACCCGCAGGAACGUGGAGUCACCCUCAUCCCCGUCUUCAAUGUCGCCAUUUCUAAAGGAGUUGGAACAGAGGAAAACUCAACCACAAAUGCAGACCUCGGAGGACUCUGAUGCUUUGGCUACGCUUUCCCCUUUAAGCAAAGAUACAGGGGAAAUUAGACAAGGGACCAAAUCAGCAGAAUCAAGCCCCUGUAGGGUUUUAGAAAGGCCUCGUGAGGACAGAUGGACCCGCAGGAACGUGGAGUCACCCUCAUCCCCGUCUUCUUUACGCUCUCAUUCUUCAGUGCCGAACAGUGACAGCGGCCAACCGUCCUGGAUGGAGCUGGCCAAGAGGAAGUCAAUGGCUUGGAGUGAUAAGAGCAUGCACUAAAAAGGGAAGCUGAGAGAUUUAAAGUUUCUCGGAAACUGGAACAAGUACUGCUUGAAAUGAAAGAAUAAGACAAAAGCUGAGUGAAGCCUGGAAGGUGUUUAUCAGAUGUGGUUUAAAACCUUCCUUUUUAUUCAGUCACAAAGUUUUAUCGUUCUAGAAACAGAAAGAAAGACUGAACAGACUGACAUUUCUAUAUACUCCAUCUUUAUGAUAAGAUGUGUUUAUGAAUAAUUUGUAAUGAUG